This is a messenger RNA of Dipodomys ordii (Ord's kangaroo rat), 3417 nucleotides long. RefSeq names its product vomeronasal type-2 receptor 116-like. The record is from RefSeq and is a predicted model, not a curated record. Lineage: Eukaryota; Metazoa; Chordata; Mammalia; Rodentia; Heteromyidae. Gene Ontology annotation, cellular component: membrane. The transcript is spliced from 12 exons. Gene Ontology annotation, biological process: G protein-coupled receptor signaling pathway; viral process. Bases 1 to 3417 code for a protein of 1138 amino acids. Gene Ontology annotation, molecular function: G protein-coupled receptor activity.
AUGCAGCACAGUGCCUUGAAGGUGGUCCUUGGACCAGAUGGUUUACCCACAGAUGACCCAGUCUGUUUGGACCAAGUCUUUCCCCUGACUUGCCCAAACUGGGAUUACAACAGCAAUCAAGAUUUUGAGCUCUGGGGGCUCCCAUCGUGUGGCCAAUUUCCAGACUCGGGGGUUUCUCCGUUUAUUGCAGUCGGCGGGUCUGACACUGGUACCUCAGGCAGCUUCUGUGUGAGUUAUCUGCAGGCAGCUCCCUGUGUCUCUGGGACCUCGGCAGCCCCUGCCGGGUCUUCCUUGCAAUCGGCGGGUCUGACACUGGAACAGCAACAGGAUCUCCAUAGGAGUCCCCAAGCUGAUUCAGAUAUCUGCCCGCUUUCCCUCCUUGUGUUUCUAAGGUUUAUCUUCAAGAACUAUCAGUGUGUUUUGGCCUUGGCUUUUGCUAUUGAGGAGAUAAACAACAACCCUGAUCUUUCACAUAAUUUAACUCUGGGAUUUGAUAUCUACGAUGAUCACUUCAGACCUUGGACAAUGUUUAAGAAUCCUUUCAUUUGUCUCUUUGGGAAGUACAAGAUUCCAAACUUCUCCUGUAUGAGAGACAGCAGGUUUAUAGCAGUACUUACAGGACCAUCAGGAAUAACAUCUGACCAGAUUGGGACAUUGCUAGGACUCUACAGAUUUCCACAGUUUACCUUUGGGCCUUUUGAUCAUGCCUUGAGUGACCAUAACAAGUUUCCUUCUCUCUAUCAGAUGGCACCAAAGGACACAUAUAUAGGCAGUGCCAUGGUGUUCUUACUGCUUCACUUCAGCUGCAGCUGGGUGGGACUGUUGUCUACACAAGAUGAGGAUGGUGCAUGGGUUCUUGCUGAAUUGAAAGAAGAGAUGGCCAAGAACAGAGUUUGUGUAGCCUAUGAGUCCUUGGCUGACACUACCUGCUUUUCUACAAUGAAGCAGCGAGCACACAUGGAUGGAGAUGUGAUGGUAACUGGGAUUAUCCCCCUGUACACUUUGGGAAUAGAUCACAGUAACAGCCAUGCAUCUAGGCAAGAAGAGAACAAAUUGUUGAUCUUCAAGAACUAUCAGUGUGUUUUGGCCUUGGCUUUUGCUAUUGAGGAGAUCAACAAAAACCCUGAUCUUUUACAUAACCUGACUCUGGGAUUUGAUGUCUAUGAUGUUCACUUCAAUGCUUGGACAAUGUUUAAGAAUCCCUUCAUUUGUCUCUUUGGGAAGUAUAAAAUUCCAAACUAUUCCUGCGUGAGAAGAAGCAGUUCUAUAGCAGUACUUACAGGACCAUCAGGAAUAGCAUCUGACCAGAUUGGGACAUUGCUGGGACUCUACAGAUUUCCACAGUUUACCUUUGGGCCUUUUGAUCAUGCCCUGAGUGACCAUAACAAGUUUCCUGCUCUCUAUCAGAUGGCCCCAAAGGACACAUCAAUAGCCGCUGCCAUGGUCUCCUUACUGCUUCACUUCAGCUGGAGCUGGGUGGGACUAUUGACCACACAAGAUGAUAAUGGGGCAAGGAUUCUUGCUGAAUUGGAAGUCGAGAUGGCCAAGAACAGAAUUUGUGUAGCCUCUGAGCUAGUGGUCUCCACCCAAGAUGCAUAUAACCACAUAGCAGUUAAUCGUUAUAUUAAUCUAUCUUCAGCAAGUGUCCUUAUCAUAUAUGGUGAUAAUAAUUCACUGAUGAUUUUUAUGAUAUAUAUUGAGCAAAUUAUUACACAUGGGAAAGUUUGUAUCAUGAACUCACAGUGGGAUUUCUCCCUCAAAAGGAGAUAUUUCAUGAUAGGAUCAUUGCAUGUACCUCUUAUUUUUACACACCAUCAUGUAGAUGUUUCUGGAUUCACAGAUUUUGUCAAGGCAGUUAAGCCUUCCAAAUACCCAGAAGACAUUUUUCUUGCGAGGCUGUGGUUUCUCUCUUUUAAUUGCUCUGAUUCUGUGUCGGACUGUGUAACAUGGGACAACUGUGCUCAUGAUGCCUCUUUGUAUUGGUUACCUGGGCAUAGUUUUGAUGUGAGUAUGUCUGUAGACAGUUACAAUAUAUACAACGGUGUGUAUGCUGUGGCUCAAGCUCUGCAUGAGAUGCUUCUUCAUCAAACAGAAGUUCAAACAAUGGGAAAUAGAAAAGGAGAACUGCCUUCCUCUACUCAGCUGCACAAUUUUCUGAAGAAUAACCAGUUUUACAAUCCUAUUGGAAAUCAAGUAAUGUGGGACAAGCAAAGGAAAUUGGAGCCAGAGUAUGACAUUCUGAAUAUUUGGAAUUUUCCAGAGGGUCUUGAACUUGAGGUGAAAGUAGGAAAGUUUUCUCCAUAUGCUCCACAUGGCAAUCAACUCUCUUUAUCUGAAGAUAUGGUAGAGUGGUCCAUUGAAACUACGGAGACUCCUCACUCUGUCUGCAGUGAGAGUUGUGGUCCUGGAUUCCGGAAAUCUCCUCAGGAGGGAAAGGCUGCCUGUUGCUUUGAUUGUACCCCUUGCUCACAAAAUGAGAUUGCUAAUGGGACAGAUAUGGAGCAAUGUGUGAAAUGUGCAGAUCAUCAGUAUGCCAACACAUACAAGACACAGUGCCUCUUAAGAGUUGCAAGUUUUCUGGCUUUUGGAGAUCCCUUGGGCAUGGUUCUGGCCUGCAUGGCUCUUUGCUUCUCUAUGCUAACUGCUGCUGUUCUUGGGGUGUUUGUGAAACACCAAGAAACUGCCAUUGUUAAGGCCAAUAACCGGGCUCUCAGUUAUAUCUUGCUCAUCUCCCUCAUCUUCUGUUUCCUCUGUUCUUUGCUCUUUCUUGGUCGACCCAAAACAGCCACCUGCAUCCUGCAGCAGAUCACAUUUGGGGUUGUAUUCACUGUGGCUGUUUCCACAGUGUUGGCCAAAACAGUGACUGUGGUUCUGGCCUUCAAGGCCACUUCCCCAGAAAGAAGGAUGAGGUGGCUGCUGGUCUCAGGAACUCCUAACUUCAUCAUCCCCAUCUGCACACUCAUCCAGGUAACCCUAUGUGGACUCUGGCUGGGAACCUCUCCUCCCUUUGUGGACACAGAUGCACAUUCUGAACAUGGCCACAUCAUAAUCCUGUGCAACAAGGGCUCCCUCACUGCCUUCUACUGUGUCCUAGGAUACCUGGGCUUUCUGGCCCUGUGCAGCUUCACCGUGGCUUUUCUGGCCAGGAACCUGCCUGACACCUUCAAUGAAGCCAAGUUCCUGACCUUCAGCAUGCUGGUGUUCUGCAGUGUGUGGCUCACCUUCCUGCCUGUCUACCACAGUGCCAAAGGGAAGGUCAUGGUGGCUGUGGAGGUCUUCUCCAUCUUGGCCUCUGGUGCAGGGCUCCUAAGCUGCAUUUUUGCCCCAAAGUGUUAUACACUCUUGUUAAUGCCAAAUAGAAAUUCUCUGCAUGGCUUCAGGGAUAAAAGACAUAGUAAGAGAAAUAAGCAUACUUAG